Pieris rapae (cabbage white) is the source of this 1927-nucleotide messenger RNA. RefSeq names its product zinc finger protein 93. Gene Ontology annotation, biological process: regulation of transcription by RNA polymerase II. NCBI's taxonomy places the organism in Eukaryota, Metazoa, Arthropoda, Insecta, Lepidoptera, Pieridae. Gene Ontology annotation, cellular component: nucleus. The transcript is spliced from 9 exons. Gene Ontology annotation, molecular function: RNA polymerase II transcription regulatory region sequence-specific DNA binding; DNA-binding transcription factor activity, RNA polymerase II-specific. The record is from RefSeq and is a predicted model, not a curated record. The coding region runs from base 214 to 1908 and encodes 564 amino acids.
UUUAUUUUCGUUUUGUUGACAAAUUAAAAAACAUGUUCUAAAGGAAUAAAAUAGGCUGAUAACAAUAUCAAUAUAAUAUUAUAAACUAUUCUUUAUUAUUUAUAUUUAAGUCACGGUGCAUUUUAGAAAUAGGAAAACGAUGUUUCAGACAAUAACUAAAUAAACAAUAGAUUUAAGUUUAAUGUAUUAAAUUAAUAAUGUGAUUAAAUUAAAAUGGCAGAUGUUAAGAUGAAAAUAAGUUUUCGUAAAGGUGUGUGCAGUGGAUGUUUAAGUCUAGAUCGAGUUACAAGUUCUAUUGAUAAACAGGAUCUUUUUAUAACGCUGUUAUCUAAGGAAACACAGUAUGUGGAACCUAAGUUCUUAAGUAUCCAGCUUUGUUGGGAAUGCAAAUCAAUGUUGCGAAAAAUAAGCCAAUUUCAGCAAAGAAUUUGUGAAGCACAAUAUAUAUUAAAAAAUUCCAUUAGUUUGGAUCAUAACACGUUUAUUUCAACAACAAUCUCAUUAUCUACAUUAAGCACAAUAUACAAUCCAGAAUUUGAUUUUAUAAUAAGUCAUGAUGAAGCUGAAAAGGAGACAUUAAAAUUACCAGAACCUCUACUUGAUACAAUAAAAGAAGAAAUAGAAGUGUUUCCAGAUACCCUUAAUGAUAAUGACUAUGACAAUGAUUUUGAUAGUAAUGAUUACAUGAAUAAUUGUGAUGUGAAUGAUGUAAAGAAUGAAAGUAAUAUUGAUAACAGAAAAGAUGUACAAAGUAAAGAGAAACAAAAACAAUGUGGCAGGUUUGAAAGGAGAGCAAUUGUUACAACAUUUGAUUUAGAUUUAAAAAAUCCACAUAAAUAUUAUAAUGAAGUUAAUGUAAGUAACAAUGAAAUUUUGCAAAUAUUGGACAAAGAGAAGAGCUCUACAAAAAGUUCAACAAAAUAUAGAAUAAAAUGUGAGUGUAAGAAUAGAUUUAAAAAAUUGUUAGAUAUGAAAAGACAUAUGGAUAUUGAUCACUUAAAGCCAAAUCCUCCAUAUAACUGUUCUGAAUGCUCUCAAAUGUGUGAAUCCGUUACUGAACUACACAGCCACUGGCAAACACACAAUAUUUUAUAUAAAUGUAUGUUUUGCUCGCAAUAUUUACAAAACAUCACAGAAAUAAAAUGCCAUUUAAUGAAUCACACCAAGUUGUAUACGUGUAAAAAGUGUGCAAUACAAAAUCAUUCAUCACACCUUUUUAGAGAGCAUUAUAGGAAGUAUCAUACAAAAUUCAUAUGCGAUUAUUGUGAAAAAGUAUUUCACUGUAAAAGACUUCUUGAAAAACAUAUUGUAAAAACUCACUUCCCUUCAAUAUGCCAGGUAUGCAACCGAAUGUUUAGCAAAUACCAUUCGUUAGAGGUGCAUUACCGAAACUUCCAUCCAGAAUUAAUAUACAAAACGGUCAAGCGCGAGUUGUCAUAUUGCGUUGAGUGCGACAGACAAUUUCCAAGCCAAUAUGUAUAUAAACGACACUUGAAAACGGCAGCGGCGCAUGUUCAGAAAAAAACUAUUAAAAUCCCUUGUCCGGAAUGUGGAAAGGUAUUCUCUCGUAAGGCGUAUAUGAAGAACCAUUACAAAUUGGUUCAUGUUAGAUCAUCAUCGCAUUAUUGCGAGAUUUGUAGUAAGCAUUUCAUUAGCGGAUUUUCACUUCGCACUCACAGGAAAUUUGUACACGAAAAAACUGCGAAGCCGAAAGACAAGAUUUGUGAUGUCUGUGGACGAGGUUUUCAUACAAAUCGGACACUAAUAAAUCACACAAGGACUCACACAGGCGAGCGACCAUACAAGUGUUCGUAUUGUCCUGCGGCGUUUGCACAGUCGUACGCUAGAAAGACGCACGAGAGGUCGCAACACAAACAUCUCUCAGACGCGAUAAUCAUUUACAGUUGAAUAAAAUAUUGCAUUCAAA